UGUGGAUUAAAGCUGCAGAACCCCUAAAUUACUUCCCUUCAGCAGUCCACAACACGAUAACGAUAGUGCGCAAAGGGCAGCCCCGGCACAGCAACAUGGAGACCCAGCCGUGCAUUCUUUACUACGACCGGCGUUCCAUCUGCAGUUCGAUGGUGCGGUAUACUCUUGCCAGUGCGGGGUUGCCAGGCAAGAAUUUCUCGUCCCUCUCUACAGAGCCGCGGGAGAUCGACAUUUUCAACGGCGAACAGCUAUCCGAGUCAUAUCUGUGCGAGGUGAAUCCUAAAGGACAGGUCCCGGUUCUGCUGAGUCCAGGUUUGCUCGAAAAGCCGAUCACCGACAGCCUCGACAUCACACUCUGGCUGUGCGAGCGACAUCCUGACCUCAGACCUUCAGAAUAUGCAGAUGACAUCAACAGACUGCUUCGCGAUCUGCACGCCAUCAACUUUUUCACGCUUUCCAUGAGAAACCGUCCACAACGAGCCGAGCUGCUGGAGGGGGCGAUUCGCGCCAAGAUGGACACACCGGACCUCUCAGCCAGGCAUAAGAAAGCCCUGGAGUACAAGUUGACUGUAACCCGGUCAGAGAAAGUCGAGGGAGUGCGCCCUGAGGUCAUCACGGAGGAGACCGAACGUGCGCGAGCGCUCCUCAACGACAUUGACGGGACCAGACGUGGCCAUAACGGCGAGGGAUUGAGGGCCGAUGCGUGGAUCUUUGGCACGGCGGCUCCCACCGCGCUGGACACCACCUUGAUUUGUUUCCUGGCCAGGCUGAUGGACGUCCAGUUGGAAGAGAUCAUCCCAUCGGCUUUGUUGGAGAUGGGGCGGGCGGCGAGGGAGACGGACAAGUUCAAGGGGAUCUGGACGUCGUUGUGAUCUCGAGAGCUCAAGACACUGCUCUGACGGGCGAUGAAGACGGAAACGAGUCCGUUCCAUAGACGGGGCAACCGACCACCAGGGAAUCUGCUGAUGGCUUUGAUGCCGAGAGGAAUGACUCCGGACGGAGAUGUGCCGACGACGGCGGCGUCUCCUCCGAGCCCCUUGUCCGCUUCAGCCUUGCGCAGCCUCGUUCCCUUCAGUGCAAGAACAGGAAUCGUGGUACAUAGUAGUUCACAGACGCCCAUCUCCAUCCAGC
This is a messenger RNA of Cladophialophora immunda, 1131 nucleotides long. RefSeq lists its product as uncharacterized. The record is from RefSeq and is a predicted model, not a curated record. Bases 96 to 872 code for a protein of 258 amino acids. NCBI's taxonomy places the organism in Eukaryota, Fungi, Ascomycota, Eurotiomycetes, Chaetothyriales, Herpotrichiellaceae. The transcript has 3 exons.